UAACGCAUGCGCACGACAGGCUCGGUCUCUCUGCUAGCUUCUUCGCCAUGGCGCCCAUCAAGAAGCAGACCACUGGCAAAGGCGGUAAGAAGAAGAAGCAGGUCCUGAAAUUCACUUUGGACUGCACCCACCCUGUUGAAGAUGGCAUCAUGGACGCUGCCAACUUUGAACAGUUCCUCCAGGAGCGUAUCAAGGUUAACGGCAAAGCUGGCAACCUCGGUGGAGGUGUGGUGUCCAUUGAGAGGAGCAAGAGUAAGAUUACCGUGUCCUCGGAGGUGCCCUUCUCUAAGAGGUAUCUUAAGUAUCUGACCAAGAAGUACCUGAAGAAGAAUAAUCUUCGUGACUGGUUGCGUGUGGUGGCCAACACCAAGGAGAGCUAUGAGCUGCGCUACUUCCAAAUCAACCAGGAUGAAGAGGAGGAGGAAGACGAAGAUUAAAUUCAGUCAGAUUUUGUACAUUAAAAUGUUUUCAGUCAUGACUGAUGUUUUUCCUAA
This is a messenger RNA of Doryrhamphus excisus (bluestripe pipefish), 494 nucleotides long. It is a transcript of the gene rpl22, whose product is annotated as ribosomal protein L22. Lineage: Eukaryota; Metazoa; Chordata; Actinopteri; Syngnathiformes; Syngnathidae. Gene Ontology annotation, cellular component: ribosome. Gene Ontology annotation, biological process: cytoplasmic translation. The record is from RefSeq and is a predicted model, not a curated record. Gene Ontology annotation, molecular function: RNA binding; structural constituent of ribosome.